Messenger RNA from Vicia villosa (hairy vetch), 1773 nucleotides. Its product is annotated as serine hydroxymethyltransferase 4. Gene Ontology annotation, molecular function: cobalt ion binding; glycine hydroxymethyltransferase activity; serine binding. The transcript is spliced from 4 exons. NCBI's taxonomy places the organism in Eukaryota, Viridiplantae, Streptophyta, Magnoliopsida, Fabales, Fabaceae. The coding region runs from base 88 to 1503 and encodes 471 amino acids. The record is from RefSeq and is a predicted model, not a curated record. Gene Ontology annotation, biological process: folic acid metabolic process; tetrahydrofolate interconversion; L-serine catabolic process. Gene Ontology annotation, cellular component: cytoplasm.
AGCCAAAUGUACAAAAACCACAACACUAACAGAGCCACACACCAGUGACACCACACUGUUUGUGUUAUUUCCUCUAUUAUUGUGAAAAUGGAUCCAGUUAGCGAGUGGGGAAACACGCCGUUAGUAACGGUCGACCCCGAAAUCCACGACCUAAUCGAAAAAGAGAAACGCCGUCAAUGCCGCGGAAUCGAACUCAUCGCCUCCGAAAAUUUCACCUCCUUCGCCGUCAUCGAAGCUCUCGGAAGCGCCCUCACCAACAAAUACUCCGAGGGAAUUCCCGGUAACCGUUACUACGGCGGCAACGAGUUCAUCGACCAGAUCGAGAACCUCUGCCGCUCCCGCGCUCUCGAGGCUUUCCACCUCGACGCCGCGAACUGGGGCGUUAAUGUUCAGCCUUACUCUGGCUCUCCGGCGAAUUUCGCCGCCUACACGGCGGUGCUGCAGCCGCAUGACAGGAUCAUGGGACUGGAUCUGCCUUCCGGUGGACAUUUGACUCAUGGAUACUAUACUUCCGGUGGGAAGAAGAUCUCGGCGACUUCGAUCUACUUUGAGAGUUUGCCGUAUAAGGUGAAUUCGACUACGGGGUUUAUUGAUUACGAUAGGUUGGAGGAGAAGGCUUUGGAUUUUAGACCUAAGUUGAUUAUUUGUGGUGGAAGUGCUUAUCCUAGGGAUUGGGAUUAUGCUAGGUUUAGACAAGUUGCUGAUAAGUGUGGUGCACUUUUGCUUUGUGAUAUGGCUCACAUUAGUGGCCUUGUUGCUGCUCAGGAAGCUAAUAAUCCCUUUGAGUUCUGUGACAUUGUCACAACAACAACCCAUAAGAGUUUAAGGGGUCCUAGGGCCGGUAUGAUCUUCUACCGGAAGGGACCUAAGCCACCAAAGAAGGGUCAGCCUGAGAAUGCAGUUUAUGAGUUUGAAGACAAAAUCAACUUUGCUGUUUUCCCCUCCCUUCAGGGUGGUCCUCACAACCACCAGAUUGGCGCUCUUGCUGUUGCUUUGAAACAGGCCACGACCCCCGGGUUCAAGGCAUAUGCUAAGCAAGUUAAGGCCAAUGCAGUUGCACUUGGAAAUUUCUUGAUAAACAAGGGAUACGCUCUUGUCACCGGAGGAACUGAAAAUCAUCUUGUCUUGUGGGAUCUCCGUCCUCUUGGCUUGACAGGUAAUAAGGUGGAAAAACUUUGUGACCUAUGUAACAUUACUGUGAACAAGAAUGCUGUUUUUGGUGAUAGCAGUGCCUUGGCCCCUGGAGGAGUAAGGAUUGGUGCCCCGGCUAUGACUUCUAGGGGAUUGGUUGAGAAGGACUUUGAGCAGAUUGGUGAGUUUCUUCACCGUGCAGUAACUCUGACACUAGAGAUUCAAAAGGAAUAUGGAAAACUUUUGAAGGAUUUCAACAAGGGUUUGGUGAACAACAAAGCUAUUGAAGACCUCAAAGCUGAUGUUGAGAAGUUUUCAGCCUCAUUUGAUAUGCCUGGAUUCCUAGUAUCUGAGCUUAAGUACAAGGAUUAAGCUGCGCAUGCUUAGGCUCUCAUUUUGGAUGUCAAAGGCUAAUUCGAUUGCUUUUGGUUCAAUUUUAAGUUCGUGUAUGUUGUUAUGUGUCUAUCCUGAUAUCGUAUUUUCUUAAGUAAAAUAUGAUACCAGUAUUUUUUACAAAUAUCUGUUUAAUGAAACAAAAGAAUGUAUUCUAUUUACCUGUUACACCUACUACCUCUGUAUUAUGCCAAACGCCAACUUAAAAGUUUGUUGAAUUUUAUGAAAAAGAAUGUGUUUCAUAUAGUA